AUGAAACUCAGCACAUAUAGCCACCGCUUUACGGCACCGCAUCCCCCUCCCGCAGACCCCGUAGUCGCCCCGGAGCUCGCAGACAAUUCCGACAUAGGCGAAAUCGAUGAGCCCCACUUCUUCCCCAUGGUCGCGCAGCAAUACCUCAGUGCAGGUCCCUCCACCACCUCAUCCGAUGAUGAUAACGACUCUGGCAUUGGCGCGCUUGCCGAUAACAACAUAUCGCCGCAAAAAGUGCGCACGGGGAUGGCCUACCAGCCUAUGGAGCCCGGGUUCAAUGAGCCCAAUACACACGAUCCCGAUUUGAGCGGUCUGGCAACAAUGCACUGCAAAAGCCCUUCGAGUGAGGGGACACCAUAUACUCCCUCCCACCGGUGGAAAACGCAGUAUCCGCCGAUGGAACCAGAAAUUGGGAUUGAGAAAACAGCACCAGAACCGGAGGCUCCGAAGACCCCCGUGAGAAGACCACCAGGUGGUGGAAGUUACACCACGCCUAGGCGUAGGGUUUCAAAGUCGCCGAAAAGGGGUAAACGGCUGUCUGUUAUUCAUGAAGCUGUAGGAAGUGACUCUGGUGGAGAUGAGCGGAAGUCCAGAUCAAGGAUCCAGAGGCAUUUGAUCAAACGUGUGCCAGGGUUGUCGAAAUAUGAAUUUUUGAGGCUUAGGGCGGAGAGGAGAGUUAAGGCGUGGAGAUAUGGCUCUCCGCAGAAGGGGAAGGCAACUAUAGCGUAG
Messenger RNA from Morchella sextelata, 729 nucleotides. RefSeq lists its product as uncharacterized. Lineage: Eukaryota; Fungi; Ascomycota; Pezizomycetes; Pezizales; Morchellaceae. The record is from RefSeq and is a predicted model, not a curated record. The transcript has a single exon. Bases 1 to 729 code for a protein of 242 amino acids.